CAGGAUAAUUGUUGAAUUCAUAGCCAGUCAAGAUGAAUGCUGUUCAUUCUUAUCAGCCCCUGCAUAGAUUUGUUAACUAUAUAAAAAAGCAGAUCAAUACUGUGGGGAACAAAACUUUAAGUGUGGUGUGUAUAUGUGUAAACCGAGAGUACGGCCAUGAACCUUUCUGCACCUAUACUCGCUUUCCACGCUGACGUGCUGUCUUUUAAUAACCUUCACUUACAAAGAAUCCCACCUUCAUUGAGAGAUGCUUAUGGAAAGCAGGCGAAAUACGUAGACCUGAGUUUUAAUGCUCUAAGAUCUAUAGAGGAGUUGAAACAUUUUACAGUUUUAGAAGUGCUAACUCUAGACAACAAUGAACUCGAUGACAAAACCCAAUUUGUGAGAAACACCCGUUUACAAGAAUUGUCACUGAAUAAGAACAAGUUCGCAGAUCUGUACAGGUUAAUGAACCAAUUAUCGAGCUGUUAUCCGAAUCUGCAGUACCUUAGUCUUCUCGAUAAUCCAGCAUAUCUAAAUAAGGACAAAGACGACUAUCAGAAAUACAGGUAUUACGUCAUCCACAAAUUUCCCAAGCUUAAGUUCCUGGACUCCACCCGUGUAACUACUCAGGAGAGGAUAAAGGCCAAGAAAAUCAGUGCAUUUGUAAGCGUUUUUGGGCUUAACAGGAACAUUGUUUAUAUGAAUAAGUUGACGCCUAAAAACAGUGGUAUACAAUCUAAGAAGCUACAACUUUCGUCAUUUCAAUAAACAACUGAUGGAUAUUCGCGCCAAGCUACUCAAGGACUGUAUGCACCGUCGUUUCUAAUUUGAACUGAUGGACUAGAGGAAAGUCAUCUAAUGAACAACACCCACCGUUAACCAUUGGGCUACUCUUGUCAGACCGAAUAGUGGGAUUUGGCCGUCACUCUUAUAAAGCAGUUGUAUGGCCUGGCCCCAAAUUUCGGGUAAUGGGACGCGAACGCUGAAGCCGCAGAUCCGUAGCCAGACAUUGUAAUCACUUAGCCACAUUCUGCCCAAUGAGUAAUACUUGUUCUUUAUGUUCCUGUGUUAUAUGUUGUUACACAUUUUUAAAAUGUAUCUUGAUAUUAAAGUAAUUGCAUGUACUUGUUGAUCUGAGGUCACCAGAAGUUGUUAUUAAAGCUUAUCGUUUUAAACUUUUCA
Limulus polyphemus (Atlantic horseshoe crab) is the source of this 1164-nucleotide messenger RNA. Its product is annotated as leucine-rich melanocyte differentiation-associated protein-like. The transcript is spliced from 7 exons. NCBI's taxonomy places the organism in Eukaryota, Metazoa, Arthropoda, Merostomata, Xiphosura, Limulidae. The coding region runs from base 157 to 750 and encodes 197 amino acids. Gene Ontology annotation, biological process: melanocyte differentiation. The record is from RefSeq and is a predicted model, not a curated record.